AGGUGUCAUGCAAAAACAACAACAACAAAAAAAAGGCAGCCCCCCCCCCCAUACUUUUAGAUAAGUUUAAUCAAAAAAGAAAUUACUUUCUUUCCUGAAAGUUAUUUUUAAUAGGACUAGAUCUAGCUUUUAUUUAUGUUGUGUUAAUAUUUUAAGUUUUGUCUGAUCACAUUGGUGGUAAAAUGUGCAUAAGAGCACAUGUGUGGAGAGGAUAUGAAAGUAGAGAAAAGGAUACAGAACAAAAUAAGGAAAUUAUGGGAUUAAAGGAUUUUCACAUUGGAUUUGCACUGAAUUGUUUAAAUAUCAGACUGAGCACAAUAUUGUUGAUUAAAAGCAACAUAAAUUGAAUUUUUCUGUGAGCAUUUAAUAACCUUAGUAUCCUUGCAACUGCUAUUUAUCCUUUCCCAUUCCUCCUCCUGGGUUCAAUCCUUAAAUCACUACACUAAUCCUCAUGACUGUAUUUUUAACUCUGUUGAGGAUAGAAAGAACAGCAAUGGGAUUAUGGCAUCAGUGAGGUGGGGCAAAUCCCAACUCUUGAUCUUCAGUUGAGCCGAAACAAAUACAGUUGCUUUUUCCUUUCUGUCUUUUUAGCUACAUUGCAAACUCUAAAAAGCUAGAAGCAGUGGAAUAUGGAAGUUUCAAACAAACGCGCAUUUUAAAGGAAAGUGGGACGUGUUGGAAUGUAGAAUCUGCCUUUUUCUGUUUUUAUUUCUAAAAAUAAGUUACAUUUACAUUUGUUACAUUUAUUUCUACAUCUAUCAGUUCUAUAUUUUUUUUACACAUUCGUCAUCAUUUAAGUUACCAAAAUGGAUCAACCAAGAAGAAUCAAGAAUCUUAAAAUACUGAAAAAGAGACGUUCAAGUCUAUUUGCAAGUGUCAAACUUAAUGCCAGCUUUUCGCAGAGUAUCGAGGAAGAAGACAGUGCCUUUCCUUUUUCACAAGACAGCUCUGUGAAACCUUGGACGUCGAUGGACAACCUUGAUACUCCAUCACCUCAGGCAAGUGACAAAAGAGAUCAAGAAAAGAGGAAAAGCAGUGAGACAGAAGCGGCAAAGAUGCCACACCGCCAUUCAGCUGUGAUCAAUGUAAAUAUUGGUGGGAAAGUCUUUACCAUUCCAAAGCACCAGGCUAUCAAACACCCUAAAACCAGAAUAGGCCGCUUAGUCCUGUGUAAAGAUCCCGUCAAGCAGCUAACACUCUGCGAUGACUAUUGUGUGCUCACUAACGAGUUUUUCUUCGACCGAGAUCCUACUUUCUUCCACUACAUCUUCCACUUUUAUUGUAGCAAUGUGUUAUGGGUAAUGGAGAGUCUUUGCCCCAUCAAUUUUGAGGAGGAAAUGCGGUUUUGGGGCCUGCACUUGAGGGACAGUCCCCGCUGUUGCCGCAUUCUCUACGAGGAGAAAGUCGACGAGAUAAGAGACCAGCUGAAAGUGAACAGGGAGCUCAUGGCAGAAAUUGAGCCUCAGCACAGUGAGGAGGGUUUCAAGUCAAUGUUUUUGGGUGGUGUUCGUAAGAUGCUGUGGGACCUAAUGGAGAACCCAUACUCCUCGAUAACUGCCAAGGCUUUUGCUGUGUUCUCCAGCCUCUUUGUGCUCAUCUCCAUCGUAGCGAUGACUCUAAAUACUGUCAGCGAACUGAAAGAUUAUAAGAUCUAUGGAAGAACCUACAUGGAGUGUGUGGAGAUCACCUCAAUUCUGUUCUUCACCUUCGAGUACUUCCUUCGCCUGCUGACAACUUGUGACGUCAAGCAUUUUUUGAAGAGUGCACUUAAUUUUGUAGACUUAGUGGCUGUCAUGCCUUACUUUAUCCAGCUGGUAUUUGAGGCUUUUGCUAACCAGGAAGAUCUCAGCGUUCAAGAUGACCUGAAAACCAUGGCGAGGGUUAGCAAAGUUAGCAAAGUGCUUAAAGUUGUGAAACUCAUGCGCAUCUUUCGCAUUCUGAAACUGGCGAGGCACUCGACAGGGAUGCGGGCAUUUGGCUUCACUCUCCGCCAGUGUUUUGAACAGGUCUGCUGUCUGUUUCUGUUCAUUAUCAUGGGGAUCUUCACCUUCUCUGCCCUAAUGCAUUCAGUGGAGCAGGAUGCUGUAGGAACACCUUUUAGCAGUAUACCAGAUGCCUGGUGGUGGGCAGCGGUGAGCAUCUCUACGGUGGGCUAUGGAGAUGUGGUGCCCAUAUCGUACUCCGGUCGAGUGGUGGCCUUCGGGUGCAUAUCUUUUGGCAUUAUUUUGAAUGGAAUGCCAAUCUCCAUUUUAUUUAACAAAUUUUCUGACUAUUACGCCAAGUUGAAGGCUCAGGAGUGCACUAAUACAAAAGUCCUGCGUGGAUUGAACCUCAAGAAAAGAUUUCAAAAGAAAUUUGAGAACUGCUUCGAGCCUCAAGCUGAGGAGACUGAUGAGGACAGUGGACAUCCCACUGGCCAGUGUCAUCACUGAAUGUCCUUGUCAUCCACCCUGCCUUCACUGCCCUUGAACAGACAGCUCAGGUUCCCAGCCUGCCUUGAAUUUAACAGGGAUUUAAAAGAUGGGUGAACGCCAGGUUAAAGAAAAUUAAGCCAUUAGCUUUAAGAUGGCUUACAAAUGGGAUGUCGCUGAGGAUCUUGAGGUGAACUUGUGCUAGUUUUUUUUUAGCAGUUGCCUAUCUAUUCAGUUAUCAAGUAAUUUCAGACAUCAAGUGGAUGACCAUAAAAUGUUAUUACAGACUGCAAACUAUUAUUUGUAUCAAUCUGUGUUAAAAAGAUUUAAAGAAAUAGUUCACUUCAAAAUGAAAAUUGUCAUCAUUUACUCACCCUCAAGUUGUUUCAAACCUGUAUGAAUUUCUGUCUUCUGCUGAACACAAAGGAAUAUAUUUUGUAAAAUGUUGGUAACCAGGCAUUGAAGUACCCCACAGACAUCCAUAGUAUUUUUUUUUCUUCCUAUGGACGUCAAUGGGGUGAAUUAACUGUCUGGUUAACGACAUUCUUCAAAAUAUCUUCCUUUGUGUUCAACAGAAAAAAAGAAAGGAAGUGGAAAGCACUGUACAUAUAAAUACAGACAAAAAUCCUGACAUUCUGCAUAUUUUUCUUCCUCAAUUAAAACAAGGGAUUUUAGAGGAUCAAGUGAGACUUAUGUGGCCUUCAGACACCUUUGGUAUAUUUAGAGUGUUGCUUUCACAGUAAGAAUGGUGUUUCUGUAUAGGUGAGGUGCAUAUGGAUACCAUGACAUUUCUCAACAAAAUUAUGCUAUGAAAAUUGUAUUGGUAUAUUCUCCAGUAAGCACUUUUUCACCCUUUUAGAUUAGCCCGCUGCCCAAUGCUCAUUUGAACUGUUUUUGGAAGGUCUGAAGGGUGAUUUCCUGUUUUGUUUAAUUAUUUUUAAUGAUGGUUGUUUAUAAGACUGUGUCUAGAGCCAUAUGAUUCCAAGAAUUAAUCGUAUAUGCCCCCCCCUCCCCCAUAUAUUCUAAUAUCCAUCAUAUUAUCAUCGUCAUGCAUGUCAAACUUAUUUUAAAAAAUUUCAAAACUUUUACAUUAUAUGAUUCACCUUUGCUCUGCAUUUAAUAACAUACCCCAGCAACUUAUAUUAAAAAACGAAUAAUGCAAACGGUUUCUUUAAGAGAGAACUAGUUCACUGUAUGUAUGUCGCCACAUAAAUAAUUUAAUAAUCAUUAAUACAAUCUUUAGGCUCCCUAGCUGAUGCAAAAAGAGACCAAUAGACCUAACAUUUUUUGUAUUUAGCUCUUGCAGAAUGCAAAUCUCAGAGCUGUUGCUUUCCUUUGUCUUAUUGUAAAAGGCUUUGUUUGUAUUGUUUUCAGAGUUUUUCCAUUAACAUCUUCAUUUUUUGUCGUCUCUGAAAACAAUGUAAAGCGAGCACGUAAGCUACCAUCAGUGAGAAGUCAAGUCAUCUGACUAUAUGUCUAACAGGAUUUUAGGAUCAACAAGACAAACGAAGCCAAUGGUUUGAGAGAAAUGGUCAACUUCAAUUAAGGGAAUGUAAAGACAAGAGCCCUUGACAGCUGCAUGUUUGUGGCUUUUGUUGUACGGGAAAGAUCAGCCUUUGCCACAUACCGCAGGGAUUUACUGCAUAACGGUCAAUUAUGGGAUCAUCUAUAGUGCAUUCAGACUGGAAUAACUAAUGCAGGCCUAUUUGUUUGUUAUUUAUGUAAAACCCAACUGAGAUUAUCCCAACUGAGCUUAUUGAAAAUGAUCAGUGGCUAAAUGUCAUUCAAUAAACUGACUUGUAACCAUA
Molecule: messenger RNA, 4219 nt
Organism: Pimephales promelas (fathead minnow)
Lineage: Eukaryota; Metazoa; Chordata; Actinopteri; Cypriniformes; Leuciscidae
Product: potassium voltage-gated channel subfamily V member 2
Biological process (GO): action potential; protein homooligomerization; potassium ion transmembrane transport
Cellular component (GO): membrane; voltage-gated potassium channel complex
Molecular function (GO): delayed rectifier potassium channel activity
Source: RefSeq, a predicted model, not a curated record